AUCCUGCAGCAGCUGCGCGUUCUGUUCCCGUUUUUCGGGGGCGGCUACCAGGGCUGGAAGGAUUCCGUGCGCCACAACCUCUCCUCCAACCCCUGCUUCGCCAAGGUGCUGAAGGACCCGUCCAAGCCGCACUCCAAGGGCAAUUUCUGGACGGUGGACGUGUCGCGGAUCCGCCGGCGGCGCUGCGGCUGCAGAACACGGGCGGUGGCGCGGGGGGCGCUGGGCGGUGGCACCGCCGCCGUGCCCGCCUUCGUGCCCGACCUGGCGCCGUUCGUGCUCUCGGGGUGCCCCUACCCCCCCCCCGCAACCCCCAAAAACCCCCAAAACCCCCCGAACCCCCGACCUCCUCCUUCUCCAUCGAUUCCCUGCUCCGGGACAGCGCCCCCAAAUUUUCGGCCGUUUCACCCCAAACCUGGGGGUGCCCCCCGCUCUGGGCGCAGCUGCCCACGUCCCAACAGCGCGGGGGUGGCGCCCAACGCCGUGGCGCCCAAUGCCGUGGUGCCCAUCGCGGGGGUGGCGCCCAAUGCCGUGGUGCCCAACACGGGGGUGCCCAAUGCCGUGGUGCCCGACGCGGGGGUGCCCAAUGCCGUGGUGCCCAACACGGGGGUGCCCAAUGCCGUGGUGCCCGACGCGGGGGUGCCCAAUGCCAUGGUGCCCAACGCGGGGGUGGCGCCAACUUUUGGGGAGCAGAGCCCGAACCCCGAGGGGGAUUUUGGGGGGGGCCCAUGCCCCGCCCCCAACAAGAGCGUCUUCGACGUCUGGCUGAGCACCCCGGCGACAUCGCCAUCCGCGGGUGAUGACGUCACGGGGGGUGCCCCUAAAUUUGGGGGGGGCGCCCCCGAAUCUGUGGAAAAAUUUUGGGGUGUCAGGGCUCAAAAAUGGCAAAAUUUGGGGGCAUAA
This is a messenger RNA of Melospiza melodia melodia, 900 nucleotides long. RefSeq names its product forkhead box H1 (gene FOXH1). Gene Ontology annotation, molecular function: DNA-binding transcription activator activity, RNA polymerase II-specific; transcription cis-regulatory region binding. Gene Ontology annotation, cellular component: activin responsive factor complex. The annotation marks the transcript as partial. The transcript has 3 exons. The record is from RefSeq and is a predicted model, not a curated record. Lineage: Eukaryota; Metazoa; Chordata; Aves; Passeriformes; Passerellidae. Gene Ontology annotation, biological process: transforming growth factor beta receptor signaling pathway; positive regulation of transcription by RNA polymerase II.